AUGAGGUUCUUCAAUGUCUUCGCGCAUCUCGUGCUUGCGAGUAGCUUGCUAGCCUCCUCAGUUUCUGCGCAAAAAAACAAUGGCAAAACCGACCUCGUCGAGUGGGAUCGUAGCUCCCUCUACAUAAACGGCGAGCGAGUCUAUGUAUUCGCGGGUGAAUUUCACUACCCGCGUCUUCCUGUCCCUGAGCUAUGGCUCGACAUCUUUCAGAAGCUGCGAGCGACUGGCUUUAAUGCCGUAUCAAUCUAUUUCUUCUGGGCAUACCAUUCUCCGAAUCCUGACACACUCGAUUUCACCACAGCUGCAUUGGAUAUUCAGAGGCUGUUCGACUACGCGAAGGAGGCCGGAAUUUGGAUCAUUACGAGAAGUGGACCUUAUAUUAAUGCUGAAACUAGUGCAGGCGGAGUAGCUUUAUGGACUACUACCGGCGCAUGGGGUAUACACAGGACCGAUGACGAGAAGUACCAUGAGGCGUGGUUACCAUUUAUCACGGAGGUAGGGAAGAUCUUUGCAAAGAAUUCGAUCGUAGAGGGAGGAAUGGCUAUUCUGAAUCAACACGAGAAUGAAUUCGUCGAGUCUUAUCAUGACCCCAAUUGGACGGGUGUGAAGUAUAUGGUCCAAAUCGAUGAAGCGUUUCAAAACGCAGGUGUUGUUGUUCCUUCUACACACAACGAGAAAGGAAUGAGAGGUCAAAGUUGGUCCACGGAUUACUUGGAUGUUGGCGGUUCAGUUGAUAUCUAUGGCUUGGACUCGUAUCCCAACGGAUUCAACUGCGCCAACCCAACUGGAGGAUUCAACAUUGUCAAGACCUACUAUCAAUGGUUUAAUAACUACUCACCAACUCAGCCUUCAUAUGUUCCUGAAUACCAAGGAGGCGCUUUUGACCCAUGGGGAGGUUAUGGCUUUGAAAAUUGCGCACAACUCACUGGUAACGAGUUUUCGGACGUGUUUUAUAAGACAUUAGUCGCGCAGAAGAUCUCACUGAUUAGUCUUUACAUGACUUACGGCGGAACCAACUGGGGGAGUGUUGCUGCACCUGUAGUGUAUACGUCUUAUGACUACGGAGCGCCAUUGACCGAGUCCCGUAUUAUCCGCGACAAGAUGCGCCAAAUUAAACUCUUGACAUUAUUCCUCAGAGUUAGCACCGAUCUUCGGGAAACAAACCAGCUUGGUAACGGUACAACGUUCACCAAUAACACUGCAAUUUACACAGUUCAUAACCGAAACCCGACAACCAAUGCUGGAUUUUACUGGGUCAAUCAAAACACUUCAAGUUCCCGAACCGUAGUAAAGUUCGGUCUGAAUGUUGAGACGAGUGCUGGAAAUUUAGUCGUUCCGAAUAUUCAGCUUGAUGGCAGAGAGAGCAAGUUUAUUGUCACUGAUUAUACCUUUGGAAAAUACGGACUCUUGUAUUCGUCUGCCGAGGUCUUAACUUUUGCCAUUAUUGAUGAUAGUCCGGUUUUGAUUCUUUAUGCAAAUGCGGGUCAAACCGUGGAGUUUGUACUUAAGGAUAUCACCGCGGCUCCGAAAGUAUUUGGAGAUGCUGCGAUUACUACGGAAACAUAUCUUACAAAGCAUACAAGAGUGACCUAUACUCAAGCCAGAGGUUCCUCAUUCAUUCAGUUCCCCAACGGCCCUCUCAUCCAAAUUGUCGACCGCAUCACAGGCUGGAACAUCUGGGCUCCAGCCCUCACCUCAAACCCCAAUGUCCACGCCGAUGAGCAACUUCUCGUAUCAGGACCUUACCUUGUUCGUUCGGCCACCCUCGAGGGAUCGGUUGCAGAGCUCCGAGGUGAUCUAAACUCAACAUCAACUAUUGAAGUUUUCGCUCCCAAGAAGAUCAAAUCCUUUAAAUGGAACGGCAGGACCCCAUCCGACAUUAAACGCACCUCAUAUGGUUCUCUCGUUGGUACCGCUGCCGGACCAGAGACACUCAGCUACAAUCUUCCCGAUCUGAAGAGUCUUAAGUGGAAAUUCAGCGACUCGAUCCCAGAGCGUCUAGUCGAUUAUGACGAUUCAAAAUGGGCACAUGCGAAUCACACCACCACAGAUAACGCACAGAAGCCGAAGACUCUUCCGGUGCUGUAUCCGGAUGACUACGGCUUCCACACCGGUAUCAAACUCUACCGCGGCUACUUUAACGGCAAGACAGCGAGCAGCGUUACACUCACUGCUAUUGGCGGGAGCGCAUUUGGAUACAGCACUUGGUUGAACGGGGAGUUUAUUGGUUCUUGGUCAGGAUCGCCUGCAAAUGCAAGUGCGACUCUCACCUUGUCGUUUACGAACAAAACUCUCCUCGAUACUGGGAAUGUAGUGUUUGUUGUGCUUGAUUACCAAGGUCACGAUCAAGACUCUGUUGGUCCUGAUGGCCCACGAAACCCCCGUGGGAUUAGUGAGGCAAGCUUGACUGGAGGAAAUACAACAUUUACUGAGUGGAGAUUAAUCGGAAAUGCUGGGGGUGAGUCGCCGGUGGAUAUGGUGAGAGGUGUGUAUAACGAGGGUGGAUUGAGGGCCGAGAGACUUGGCUGGGCGCUGCCUGGAUUCGAUGAUGGAAAAUGGAAACAAAAGAGCCCACUUGAGGGUGUAGUAGGUGCUGGUAUCGAGUUUUACCGAACCACCUUCCGUCUUUCAAUUCCCACAAAUCACGAUGUUCCCCUUGCCAUAGUUCUUGGUGCUCCGAAAACCACAAUCUCCAGAAUUCAGAUCUAUGUAAACGGAUACCAAUAUGGUAAAUACAUAUCCCACAUCGGCCCACAGACUGAAUUCCCGAUCCCACCGGGUAUCAUUAACAAUGGUGGAUGGAACACAAUUGGUGUCGCGAUCUGGGCACAGGAUGAAGCAGGUGCGGUGUUGGAGAGCCUAGAGUUGAAAGAGGUGGAUCGGUUUACUAGUUCUUUCAAAUUUGAUUUUGACGGUAAAUACUUACAACCAGAGUGGACAAAGGAGAGAUUGGACUUUGCUUAG
Molecule: messenger RNA, 2964 nt
Organism: Morchella importuna
Lineage: Eukaryota; Fungi; Ascomycota; Pezizomycetes; Pezizales; Morchellaceae
Exons: 12
Coding region: 1-2964 (987 amino acids)
Biological process (GO): carbohydrate metabolic process
Cellular component (GO): vacuole
Molecular function (GO): beta-galactosidase activity
Source: RefSeq, a predicted model, not a curated record